AUGAGCCAGUGGAGGAAGAACCAGCGGCCGCACGAGCCUCCCGGGGCUCUGACCUGGGGUCAUUCCUGUUCUAGAAAGAUGGAUACCUCCGAAUGCCAACCCGAGACCGUGGGGUGCGACCGCCAGCUGACGGCAGCCGUCCUGGCUGUGUCCUUUGUCGUGGGCGUGCUGGGCAACGGGCUGGUGCUCUCGAUGACACUCUUCCGCAUGGCCCGCGCCGUCCCCGUCGUCUGCUUCUUCAACCUGGCCCCAGCCGAUUUCACUCUCUUGCUGUCCCUGCCCAUCGCCAUAAACCACGUGGCCUCCGGCAAGUGGCUCCUGGGCACGCUGGCCUGCAAAUGCUACCUGGCCUUUCUGGUGCUUACCUUCGUAACCAGCAUCUGGCUGCUGGGCCUCAUCUCUGUGGACCGCUGCACCUCCGUCCUCUACCCGGAGUGGGCCCGGAACCACCGCACUGCGCCGCGGGCCGUCUGGCUGGCCGGCGGGGUGUGGCUCCCGGCUGCAGCCACGUGCUCGCCACACCUGAUAUUCCGCACCGGAGGCCCUGGAAAGGUGGCUUCUGGGGAGACAGGUGGCGGUGAUCGUCACUUACUUCCUGCUGGUGCCGCUGGUGACCACCGGCGCCUGCGCCUGCGCCUGCCUCAUCCGCGCCACGCCCGCCGGCCGAAGAGGUCGCCGCUGGUGUUGGUGAGCGCCUUCUUCACCUCCUCGUUCCCCUUUAACGUGAUGCUGUUGGUCCAAAUGGGGCGGCUGAUGGAUCCGACGGAGCCCCCCUACCCCAGGAUGCUGCUCCUCCUCUGGGCCACCUUCUCCCUGGGCUGCUUCCACAGCUCUCUCAGCCCUUUUCUCUAUGUCUUCAUUGGCAGAGAUUUACAGGAAAAGUUUUUCCAGUCGUUGCCCUCUGCCCUGGCCAGGGCGUUUGGUGAGGAGGGUGUUUCUCAGUCAUCCUGCCCACCAAGUGAAGCCCCCAGGGGGUGA
Messenger RNA from Propithecus coquereli (Coquerel's sifaka), 978 nucleotides. It is a transcript of the gene GPR32, whose product is annotated as G protein-coupled receptor 32. Gene Ontology annotation, cellular component: plasma membrane. Lineage: Eukaryota; Metazoa; Chordata; Mammalia; Primates; Indriidae. The record is from RefSeq and is a predicted model, not a curated record. Gene Ontology annotation, biological process: positive regulation of cytosolic calcium ion concentration; inflammatory response; phospholipase C-activating G protein-coupled receptor signaling pathway. Gene Ontology annotation, molecular function: complement receptor activity; N-formyl peptide receptor activity.